Messenger RNA from Chenopodium quinoa (quinoa), 1511 nucleotides. RefSeq lists its product as uncharacterized. The coding region runs from base 188 to 1108 and encodes 306 amino acids. The transcript is spliced from 3 exons. Gene Ontology annotation, cellular component: endoplasmic reticulum. Lineage: Eukaryota; Viridiplantae; Streptophyta; Magnoliopsida; Caryophyllales; Amaranthaceae. The record is from RefSeq and is a predicted model, not a curated record.
UGGAAAGAUACGGCCCACAAACCCAGAUUACACAGGCCCAAGCCAAAUAAAUCCUCAAGCCCAGACUCGACCGUUCAGAUUUCAAAUUCAAACAAAUUAAAACUUUUCCUAAUCAUUUUUCAUUCAAUCCCUAACUCUCAAAAUCUCAUUCAAUGAUUCAAACUCCAAGAACCCAAAAAAAUCCACCAUGAAAACUGUGCUUCUCUCUCCAAAAUCUCUCCAACCCAUAUCCAUGGAAGACAACAGAUCCAACUUCCAAGAUGAAAGAGAAACCAAUUACUUCCCAGAUUGCCGCAAAGACGCCAAUUGUACCUGCAAAAUGUGUUUAGAUAGUAUCACUGCUACCUUAGAUCUUAUGUCAAUGAGUGUUCAAAGAAGCUCUCUUACUAAGCUUUCGGCUUCGAAACCGGUAGUCGAUAUAACCCCGGUUUCAAUUGACCCUACUCUUCUUUCUACUCCAAUUUCCAAAACUCCUCCAAUUGCUGAUGUUGCAUCGUCGAAGACAGUUGUUCGAUCAACAGCAAAAACGGUUGAAUUGAAGAUUGUUGAGCCGAAGAAGAGGAAAUUUGGGUUGGGAUGGAAGUUUUUGAGGUGGGUUUUGUUGAUUGGGUUGAUUCUAGGGUUGGAAUUCGGGUUUUCUUGGGGGGUUAUUCGGGUUUUACGGCCCAGAUUAUCAGGGGAGAUUUUGAGAGAUAUUGUUGAAGAAUCUUCUGGGGUUGUGAAUUUGAGUGACAGAUUGAUUUUGAUUCAGAAAAAAAUGAAUGAUUUUGUUGAUGGUACUGUAUCAAGCUGCAAUCUUGGCGAUUCUUCUUGGGAAAUUAAUCAGAAUGGCCUGAUCUCAAUGUCAUAUUGCACAUUGUACAAAUCUGCAGCAGAAGAAGUGUUGAUAUGGGGGUGGCCUCUGCAGACAGCUGGUCUUUUAACAGCCGAGUUUUCGUCACGAUCAUUCAAGGUCUUGUCUGGCAGAAUUACUGAGUGGCCUGAAGGCAAGAUCAUUUAUACUGUUCGAGAGGCGAACACGACAUGGAUUUUAAGAAAAUGGAGUGCUUCUGUUGUGCAAUUUGAACCAAAUACUUGGAUAAUUGAGUAUAGCAGAAAUUCUGUUUAAGAAAAUCCAAGUAUUUUGAUGGGUGCUGUUGAAUUCACCAAGUUCAGGGUAAUGAAACUGAUGCUAAGAAUGAAACAGAAGGUUUGGCUAUUGCUGUCUGACUUCAGAUUCUACACUACUUCAACGGUAGAAGCUUCUGGUCCUAGCAUCCCAACAUGAAUGAAUAAGUACACCUUUGCGGCUUUCGAAGCUUAUUGUAUAUCUCUCAUGUUUUUAUAGGAAGAUUAUGGAGCUAGAAAUUGUUGAAUGUUGAUAACUCUUCAACUGUAUAUAAUGGAUUUUGUCAUGACUAGUAGAGUAGCUGAAGUAAUACAAAUUUUUGCCUAUACCCCGAGGUAAGUAGAGCUGGCUACACCCCCGCUCCUUCCUAAUGACGUCAUAAUGUUUUUUUAGUUCUGAAUCA